GAGCAGAUAAUCUUAGUUGAAAGGAAGUAGACAGGGAUAUGCAAGGGAUAGUAUAUAGAGAUCGCCACCUUGACCGACUUUCCGCCCGGCAACUGUAUCACGUAGCGACAAAAUGUCUGAGAAACAACCAACCCAGACAUACGACCCCGAGGCCAAGAUGGGCGAGGUGGCUCAGGAGAUUGAUCUAAAUGCCGAGAAGAGCUACGGUAGGAUGCAAUCCUGCCACGAUGUGGAUCGCGCUGACAGCUGCAGUGCGCAAGGUGGACCUCUUCCUGCUGCCACUACUGUGCUUGGUAUGCUCUUGUCCAUUCUACUUGUAGUUGUCAUGCUGACGAUAUAGAUGUACUUCUUUGAUUGCAUGGAUAGGGUAUGUCUAUCGCGUAAGGGAUGAUUGCUAAGCUGACCCGAUUAGAGUAAUCUGGCCAACGCGAAGACGGAUGGACUGGAGAAUGAUCUCAAUCUCAAAGGAAAUGAGUACUCGCUGAUCGUCCUGCUCUUCUACAUCCCGUUUGGGCUCUGCGAUCUGCCAUGGAACCUUUUGCUGAAGCGGUAUUCUGGACGGAUCAUGCUGUCGUUUAGUAUGUCUCCAUCCCUCUCUAGUCGUGGGCAUACUAACUGUUCAGUGACCGUGGUCUGGGGUGUCCUCGCCCUAUGUCAGUGUGCCGCCAAGAACUUUGGGGGAAUGUUAGCUAUCCGGAUUAUUCUGGGGUGAGUAUGCGGGCAGCCCAUGUUAUCCCAGGGGAUAACUGACCGAAACAGCGUCUUCGAGGCCGGCUUCUUCGCCGGCGCAACCUUCUACUUCACCCUGUUCUACACCCGUGGUGAAAUGGGCUUCCGACUGGCUAUCAUGCAAUCCUUCGCCGUGCUGGCCUCUGCCUUCAGUGGCUUGAUCUCCUUCGGAGUCUUCCAGAUCAACGAUCCGGCUGUGCACGGCUGGCAAUGGCUCUUCAUCAUCGAAGGGUCCAUGACGCUCUUGACCGGAAUCAUUGGAUUCUGGUGGCUCCCCGACCGACCCCAGACAGCGUGGUUCUUGAAUGAGCGAGAGCGCAAGGCCGCCACGACACGUCUGCUGCGCGAUACAUCGUCCGAAGUCGAGACCGGACUGGAUAUGAAAUCCGCAUUCCAGACAUGGAAAGACUGGAAGUUCCCAAUCUGGUGCAUCAUCACUUUCACAUAUCCAGUGGCUUACGCGACAGCGAUGAACUUCUUCCCGCUGAUCGUCCAAAGACUGGGGUUUUCCACGGUAAAGACGAAUCUAUGGACAGUUGCGCCGAAUCUGGUCGGCGCGGUGCUCCUGCUCUGUGUAGCCAAAUCGUCCGAUUAUUUCCGGGAGCGAGGCUUCCACAUUGUCUUUUCGCUGAUAUUAUCUCUCAUCGGCAUGAUCAUCCUCGCGACGAUCGACGUCCUCGCGAACAAAGGCGUUGCGUACUUUGCCUGCUUCCUGAUGGCGGCGGGCGCAUACAUCCCGUCGUGUCUGGUGCACGCCUGGCACAACAACAACAACGUGCACGAGAACUCCCGAGCGGCGAAUACCGGAUUCUUCGUAGGACUGGGAAAUCUAGCGGGGGUGUUAAGCGUGGCGACAUUUCGCACGGAAUAUGCGCCCAAAUACAUCCCCACCCUGCUGGCAACCUGUUGCUGCAACGGCGUCUGCAUCAUCUUCGCCACAGGUUUGGCAGUCUGGAUGCGACUAGAAAACCGACGACGAGACCAGACGCAGGGAAUGCGACGGCGCGGCGAAGACGUCGACACCCGGCAAUUAUCAGCGGGGGAGGCCAGUGCCGAUUGGAGAUACUUUCUAUAGGCCAGGCUGCAGCAACCAGACACUGGCAGGAAAGCCGAAUUGAUAGGGAGCGCCAAUCAGGGGCGCUGAUUAGUCCGGUCGAUCGUCAUCUGGACGCUAUCAGAGAGACACUAAAGCCACUAAAGUCGUGCUUCUCCGCAUCGGCC
This is a messenger RNA of Aspergillus melleus, 1950 nucleotides long. RefSeq lists its product as uncharacterized. The record is from RefSeq and is a predicted model, not a curated record. Gene Ontology annotation, cellular component: membrane. Gene Ontology annotation, biological process: transmembrane transport. NCBI's taxonomy places the organism in Eukaryota, Fungi, Ascomycota, Eurotiomycetes, Eurotiales, Aspergillaceae. The transcript has 2 exons. Gene Ontology annotation, molecular function: transmembrane transporter activity. The coding region runs from base 728 to 1804 and encodes 358 amino acids.